AUGUCGGCACGUAGAGGCCUGUGGCAGCUGGCCCAGCGGGCCUUCGCUUCACAUGCGGGCCGCCCAGGGGAGGCUGUCCCCGCCAUCAGCAACGCCCACCGCCUUGCUCCCGGCAGCAGCGUGAUCCAGGUCCCGCAACGGCUGCUGAUGGGCCCCGGCCCCGCCAACGCCGACCCCCGGAUCCUGGCGGCUCAGUCACUGCCCCUGCUGGGUCACAUGCACCCGCCGUUCCUGAAGAUCAUGGACGAGAUCUCUGAGGGCCUGCGGUACACCCUGCAGACCGACAGCAAGUACACACUCAUGGUGUCAGGCACUGGCCACGCCGGCAUGGAGGCGGCGAUUGCCAACCUUCUGGAGCCCGGGGAGAAGAUCAUCGGCAUCUGGGGGACGCGCGUCGCUGACCUGGCGGCCCGCUACGGCGGUGACGUCAUCGAGCUCAAGGCGGACGCGGGGCGGUCCUUCAGCCUGGAGGAGCUGACCACGGCGCUGGAGACCCACAAGCCCGCGCUGCUCUUCCUCUGCCAGGGUGAGUCUUCGACGGGCGUGCACCAGAGCCUGGCGGGCCUGGGCGACGUGUGCAAGCGCACGGGCACGCUGCUGCUGGUGGACACGGUGUGCAGCCUCGGGGGCGUGCCCUUCUUCUUCGACAAGUGGGGCGUCGACUGCAUGUACAGCGGCUCUCAGAAGUGCCUCUCGGCGCCGCCGGGCGGCGCGCCGUUUGCUCUGUCUGAGCGCGCCCUGGAGAAGCUCAAGGGGCGCAAGACCAAGCCGGCCACCUUCAACCUGGACAUGAACCUCAUCGGCGAUUACUGGGGCUGGUUCAACAGCCGCAGCUACCACCACACGGGCAUGGUGAGCAUGUGCUACGCCCUGCGUGAGGCGCUGUCCAUUGUGCAGGAGGAGGGGCUCGACAACAUGUGGUCCAGGCACCUUGAGAUGCAUGAGAUGCUGUGGCACGGCCUCAAGAAGCUGGGCCUGGAGCCCUUCGUGGAGCGCGACGCAGACAGGCAAGACCCCACGCCCGCGCGCACCCCACUCACCCGCGCCGGCGCCGGCGUCACAUUUUGCUCUCGAGCCCCGGGCGCAGGCGUUGACUGGGCGGCCGUGGUCAAGAACGCCAUGGACAAGUACUACCUCGAGAUCGCGGGCGGCCUCGGCCCGACAGCCGGCAAGGUCUGGCGCAUCGGGCUCAUGGGCUACAACGCGCGGCCCCAGAACGUUGAGCUCGUAAUUGAUGCCUUCAGGGACGGCCUGCAGAAGCAGGGCAAGCUCUGA
Molecule: messenger RNA, 1275 nt
Organism: Monoraphidium neglectum
Lineage: Eukaryota; Viridiplantae; Chlorophyta; Chlorophyceae; Sphaeropleales; Selenastraceae
Product: Serine--pyruvate aminotransferase
Exons: 14
Coding region: 1-1275 (424 amino acids)
Cellular component (GO): peroxisome
Molecular function (GO): L-serine:pyruvate transaminase activity; L-alanine:glyoxylate transaminase activity
Source: RefSeq, a predicted model, not a curated record